Messenger RNA from Asterias rubens (European starfish), 2487 nucleotides. RefSeq names its product myogenesis-regulating glycosidase-like. Gene Ontology annotation, biological process: carbohydrate metabolic process. The record is from RefSeq and is a predicted model, not a curated record. NCBI's taxonomy places the organism in Eukaryota, Metazoa, Echinodermata, Asteroidea, Forcipulatida, Asteriidae. Gene Ontology annotation, molecular function: hydrolase activity, hydrolyzing O-glycosyl compounds.
UUUAGGGACCAGUUUCACCUACACCUGUGUAAUGUUAUGAUUGAAUGAAACAUGGAGGAAUAAGAAGUUUAGAUCGGUGUACGAGAUGUAAAAGGAGGAAAUCAUUACAGAUCGGUGUUGAGUUUGUGCAAAACCUAACCAGAGACAGCAGGUGCUAAAUCGCUGAUUCUGAAUGAUGGACAGCAUGGAUGACCAGCUGAUCAAUCUAGAUCAAGUAUUCACAAAUGGACAUUCUGAGAGUGUGCAGCCUGCUCCACCCGCAGCUGCCUCAUCUCAAGUUGUCGUCGAUGCUGAAGGGAACGGAACCAUCACAGUAGAGGUACCUAACGUUGACCACUCAGAAGUCAAGAGAAAAAUGGACUCAGACGUUGGUCCGGCUAAAAUUGACAUCGCCAGGCCCAUAAAACUUCUGAAGACGCCGCGAGAGUUGAAGCUUAAGAUCUGCAUCAUUCUGCUCUUCUUUCUCAUCAUUGCCGCUACGACAUGUAUCCUAGUUCUGUACGUGGAGGAACCUUUGCACUAUAAACGUGGCAGUGCUGCACUCUAUACUGGGUCCAGAGAGUUUGUUGUUCAUGUGAGCGGUGCAAACAUCACUAGAGGAUUGAUAGGACGAAACCUUCCUAAAAUGCUACCGUUCUCGUGCGAUCCGUUCGAUACUAAAAACUUGUGUCUUGAGUACACAGAUAUAGCUAGACUAUUGAUUCACUGGGAGGAGUAUACUGGGAUGGAUUGCUAUACCUUGUCGUGGGAAGCUUUCUCUCACGACCUCGUUCAUCGUGACUGCUACACCUUAGAAAACAUUCACUGGUACGGUGGUGGUGUAGCGGCCAAUCAACAGUGGCCACUGGAAAAAAUGAACCAAUCACGUGAGCCUUUUAUCUCGGGGGAUGAAACGAGUAGCUUCGGACCAAUCGUAGAGCGCUAUUGGUUAUCGUCGCAUGGAGUUGGGAUCAGAGUGAGUAAUGAGUCACCUUUGUUCAUCAGUGUAAAUGAGGAGUUGCAGCAGCUAUGUUUUGAGAGUACUUACAUCGACUCGCCCUUUCCAAACCCAGAGAAAAAACAGCCAAAGCUUGAGUACACACUCUGUGCAGCUCCAAACAUGCGACUUGUCCAUGAGAAAAUGCUGGACAAAUUUGGUAAGAAGGUGAAAACAGUUCCAACUGAAGUCCUGGAACAAGGCCCUAUGUGGUCAACCCCUAAUUGUUUUACAGUAGACUCAUUCAAUGGUGCGACAAUUGUGAAAUUUGUAAACGAUCUUCACAAGAGUCACCUUGCAGCAAGCUCUCUUGAGAUUGAAUGCGGGUAUGCAAGGACUGACGGAGAUUUAGAGUUUGACAAGGAUAGAUUCUCCAAUAUUAGUGAUUCAAUAGCAACCAUUCAGGAGUUGGGGUAUCAAGUCGCAUUGAGGGUCAAUCCAUUCAUGAAUAUUGACUCCAAGGCCUUCCAUGAGGCACUUCUGAAAGGAUUCUUAGUGGAAGAUCCCAGAGCAGAAGUCCCUGGACUAAUCCAAUGGAAGAGAGGGGUGGCGGGUCUACUCGAUACAACCAAUCAUAAUGCCACAAGCUGGUUCCUUCAGCGACUGCAGGGUCUUCAAGACACUACAGGGAUAAAUUUCUUUACGUUUAACAAUGGAGAGGUAAGUUAUCUUCCAGUCGAGUUCAAGACUGCGGAGGUUCUGACAAACCCUUGUACGUACACCCAACGCUAUGUCGAACUAGCAAAUCAAACUCAAGGCCCUUUCUUUAUGCGUUCAGUUUUCCAAUCGCAAGACAUUCCUGUAAUUGUAUUCACAAUUCCAAAAGUACCAAUUUGGGGUUAUGAAAACGGUUUAAAAACUCUUAUUCCAACUGCGUUGACGCUUGGUAUCCUUGGGUAUCCGUUUAUAAUGCCCGAUCUAGCAGUCACCGGUCAGCAUUACAACUCAGCUUGUACCGAAAGUUGCCUCCCAGACAAGGAGUUUUUAAUUCGGUGGCUUGGCAUUGCUAAAAAGAAGAAAGUCGGACCAAAACCUGUACAGGCUAAAAUAACAAUUGCUUAUCACAAGGUCAGGCAUUCCAGUAUUAUCCAAGUCAGUGACAUGGUUGGAGGAUAGUGAUGGAUUGAAGUUCCUUGUUAAGCAAUACAAGUCUUAUGUACAUAAAGGGCGUGAUUUUGUUUCCAUGACGCGCUAGACUAUGGGAAACAAAGGCACCCAAGUACACAGUAAGACUUGAAGUUACAAGGUCUUUUGGAUACAAACCAAUGAUGUGUGCACCUUCUCAAUGUUUUAAUCAGAAUCAGUGGAUCAAAGUCUUUCAAAUUUGUAAAAAAUUAACACAUUAUAUAUUUGUUGAUGGAUGCAUUAUCUGUAAUGUUUCUUGCAAGUGUAAUAUUUAAUCCUGAAUAGUAGGGGCCUACAAGUUUACUGCAGUAACAAUAGACCGAUCCAUUAGGCUCCACCUACGACGCAUGUGUGAGCAAGAACACGUGCGCCUCUCCACGCCUCUC